AUGGUUGAAGCCAAGAAAGCCGCCGGCAAGAAACUCCCAGCCGUCCCAGAGACUCAGCUGAAACGCAGAAAGCUUCAUGUUGCCACCAGCGUCCGUGUUGCCAACAAGAAAGCCAAGGCCCUGAAGGCACGUUGACUUUUUUAUUUUCUUUUGCAGUUUUAGGUUGAAUGAUAUGGGGUUGUCUAAAAUUUAUUUGUUUUAGGCUGCUAAGGCCAAGAAGGUCGAGAUCUUCAAGCGUGCUGAGCGAUACAUCAACGAGUACCGUCAACAGAAACGCGCUGAGGUCCAGGCCCGCCGUGAAGCCAAGAAGGCCGGCAACUUCUUUGUCCCUGAGGAGGCCAAGCUCGCUUUUGUCAUUCGUAUCCGUGGUAUCAACAAGAUUCACCCAAGACCCCGCAAGGUUCUCCAACUCCUCCGUCUUCGUCAGAUCAACAACGGUGUCUUCGUCAAGCUUAACAAAGCCACCAUCCAGAUGCUCCGAAUUGCCGAUCCCUUUAUCGCCUGGGGAUACCCAUCACAGAAAUCCAUCCGUGAACUCAUCUACAAGAGAGGACACGCUAAGGUUAAGGGACAGAGAAUCCCAAUCACUGACAACGCCAUCGUCGAAGAGAACUUGGGUAAGCAGCGUUUUUAAUAUUACUCUUGAUGUUAGCAUAGUAUUUGAUUUUCUAAAAGUUUUAACGUAACGCUAAUUUUAGGCAAACAAAACCUGAUCUGUGUGGAAGAUUUGAUCCAUGAAAUCUACAACGUCGGACCCAACUUCAAGAGAGCCUCAAACUUCCUGUGGCCCUUCAAACUGUCCAACCCCAACGGCGGAUGGUCUAAGAAGGCUAACCACUUUGUCGAGGGUGGAGACUACGGUAACCGAGAGGACAAGAUCAACGAGCUUUUGGCUAAAAUGAUCUAA
Bursaphelenchus xylophilus (pine wood nematode) is the source of this 907-nucleotide messenger RNA. The record is from the annotation of a GenBank genome assembly. NCBI's taxonomy places the organism in Eukaryota, Metazoa, Nematoda, Chromadorea, Rhabditida, Aphelenchoididae.